This is a messenger RNA of Aspergillus neoniger CBS 115656, 1610 nucleotides long. RefSeq lists its product as uncharacterized. Bases 443 to 1213 code for a protein of 256 amino acids. The record is from RefSeq and is a predicted model, not a curated record. The transcript has a single exon. NCBI's taxonomy places the organism in Eukaryota, Fungi, Ascomycota, Eurotiomycetes, Eurotiales, Aspergillaceae.
UGUUGCGCGUUCCUGAAUCGAGGACAAGCCGGAUUUAUCUUUUCACAUAUCCACUUUUUCGGUCCCCCCUGAUGAUUAGUUAGUUGACACUAAUUACUUCCUACUGGUCUUUUUUUCCUUGAAUGUCUUGUUUUAGCGCCUGUUCAGGUUGGAUUCGAUUUUUUUUUCUUUUCCAUUUUCCCUCUAGUUUUUUUUCGCCUCUACUCUUUUUCACAGCACUCUCUAGGGUUAUCAGGCUUCGCACUCUUUCCCUUCCUAAUCUCCUUCCCUCUUUAUCCCCUUUCAUUCUUUCCUACUAUUGCUCUUCCCUUCUUUGUAGGAAAGUUACCCCGCCAGAUCACUUGCGCGGAUAGUUCGACCCUGCUCUCCCACGUUUUUGCUACUACUACUAUUACUACCACCAUCACCACCACCACAAGACUACUGCGCUCGGCCAAGAGACAUGGCCAUCCUCGACAGAGAAAACCGGCCCCGCGGCCUGCGAGUUCCAUCCUUUGCUCGCAAAGGCUUCAAGCAGAAGUCCGCGGAUUGUGUGCCGGACAAGGAGCCAGAGCCGGUACAAGCACCCGUGACGACGGUAAUCCCACCGCGAACCGACUCGGUUCCUGAUUAUUCGGCUCCUGCUCCGCUGCCUGCCGCCGUGCAGCCACCAUCAUCCGCAUUCAACGCCCCUAUCCAUCAUCAAGAUGACCUCCCACAACCUGCUCCGCCAGCAGGUAACUACACCCCCGCUCCCCGCGCUUAUCAGGCCUAUCGUCCUCCUGCUACUUCAGAGCCUGUGCAAAGCCCUCCGGCAAGGAAGGAAGUUCCAUUACCUCCCUUACCUGCCAUCCAACGCCCGGAUGCCGAAGAGCCAUUGGAAGACUUCAUCCCAGAACCCGAGCCGGAAUUGGACGACACUGGCGCACCUAUCGAGCCUGUGUCCAGUGAAGAAAACAAUGGCCCAUGGACGCCUCCUGAUAUUGAGCCUGUCGCGGCACCGCUGAACAAAUUGCACUUUGCCUGCUACCAGGACCAUCGGUCCAUGCCCCCUGCCAACAAUGUCUGGCAUGCUGUUCCCUGCAUGGCCUGCCAGAAGUUCGACCGCGAUGUUCGAUACCGGUGUGUCUUUUGCUGCUUGCGCAUCUGUACCGGCUGUUUCCAGACCCUGCAGACGAUCCCACGUCGCUCGUUGGCACAGCUAAUGGAGUCAAUUCCUGCGGCCAAAGCCUGAGGCCAUUCCAUCCUGCUUCUUGAUGUUCCUUUUCCCGCUUUUCACUCUUCUACAUCAGCAUGAAACGGUGCUGUUUCUUUUCAUCCUGCCUCUCCUCUGUGGCAAUUCCUGAAUCCCGGUGACUGCUCCGAGCACUGCAGCAGUUGUCACCGGUGUACGCUUGAUGGCUAAUGGCGCAUUGACUGAUACCACCGAAAUUUCUUUCCUAUCAACUGCCUGGCGAUGUUGCGUCCAUCGUCUGUCUCUCAGCCCUCGACUUUUCCGUCAUUCACUAUAUAUGCGAUCCCGAUCCUGGCGAUUGGGCCUGAAUGGUACCCCAUGUAAUGUUAGGCAUAUGUUCUGCAUGAUACGAUAAUUAUAGCUAGUCUAAUUCUUCACAACCAACGAUUGAGAUAGA